Molecule: messenger RNA, 704 nt
Organism: Toxorhynchites rutilus septentrionalis
Lineage: Eukaryota; Metazoa; Arthropoda; Insecta; Diptera; Culicidae
Exons: 2
Coding region: 56-670 (204 amino acids)
Source: RefSeq, a predicted model, not a curated record
ACUGAGGGUUAUUACAGCAAGAUUGAAGGAAGCAUAAUAACCAUCACCACCAAAAAUGAAGCAAGCUGCAUUUUCAUCGAGGAUUCCGACAGGAUUGAGGGUUCCAAAAAGCUCCCGGGCCUACCAGGGAACUGAAGGUGACGGAUGUGGAGCGAAACGGGAUCGUUUAGCGGGCCAGAUCGUCAAAAAUGCAAACGAUCAACAAUCGGAGCUGAAAUCGGACUCAUCUAACAUUGCGGACAGGACAUGGAAUCAGGUAUGGAAUAAGGAAUACGUUUAUCCCGACGAGGACUGGAUUCAGAAUGAAACUCCUCCACCUUUAGUUCCCAGUGACAAUUACCAGGUAUGCUAUUGGGAUAAUAUUAUUUCAAAUAUUGAUUUAAUUGAGGACGAGACUCCGCCGCCGUUAGUUCCCAGUGAAACAAAUCUCGCGGAUGAAGACGAAGAUCUGUUUGAUUGGGAACCGAUAAAUGUUUCAGAGCUCGAGGAUGCCAUAUUCAGGAAACUGAAGGCAGAAAGAGAUCUCUGGAAAGCAAAAAUAGAGAAUGACAAAUUGCAACAGGAGAAUCUUCGGCUGAAGGCAACGAGAGGAGUCAGCCUACUUAGUCGUUGCUGUUUCAGAUUCUGCCUGUUUAUGGUAGGUGAGGUGGCGGAAUCAAUUCUUCAUUAAUUUUAGAAUAAUAAUUUAAAAUAAUGAGUUAAUG